AUGGCAGCCUUGCCCAAGGACUUGGGACUUCAUGUCGGCUCCUCCGAGGAACGUGGCGUUUGCUACCCACGCACCUUCGCCCUUGCUGCGAUAAUUCAUCUCGACCGUUUUAAACUCUCCGCGGGCUACUUUCUGCAGCAGGGAGCGAUGCCUCUCGAUGUAGAGGAAAUCAUUCGGCAGAAGAAGGCCGCAGACGCUGCCGCCGCAAAGCCGCGCUUCAUCCCCAAGGCCCAGCGCGAGCGCAUGGCGGCAGAGCUGGCCAAGAGAGAGGAGGACGACAGGAAGCGCAAAGCUGCGGACGAGGCACGAAAACGCAGAGAGGAAGAGAGGAAGUGGGCGUCACGGUCCAACGGAGUGUCGUCCAGUGCAAAUAGGAUUCCCAAUGGCCCAACCGAGGCCCCCACGGGUCCUCGAGCCAUGAACCCUAGAAGGGCCGACGCCAAGAAGAGCGACAAAGUAAACGGCGACAAGAAGUCCGCCGAGGACAUUGAGGCCACCCUGUUCAGGUCACGAUAUCUGGGUCCAGAAGUGAACCAGCAGUCUAGCUUCUCUGCCAAGAAGAAGCGCAUGCGCACGACGGAGAAAAAGUUCAACUUCGAGUGGGAUCUGGAGGAUGACACAUCCAGAGACAACGACCCUAUAUACAGGAACCAGGUUGUGAACAGAGGCGGCUCCCUCGCCGGCUUGGGGGGUGAAUUCGACGACGAGGCCGAGAGAAGGGCCCGCAAACGCGCGCGGUUAAUCGAGGAGCGGGACGUCGACAAUGGCAGGGAGCGCGCCAAGGGCUUCAUGGAGGACUUCUACCGUGCGCGGGCCAAGGCCAAGGAGAGGGCGGAGAGGACAGGCCUCGGGCGCCACUGGUCGGAGAAGAAACUAGGAGAGAUGAGGGAGCGGGACUGGAGGAUAUUCAAGGAGGACUUUGGCAUCUCUACAAAGGGCGGCGCCAUACCCGACCCCAUGCGCAGCUGGGAAGAGUCCGGCCUGCCGAGGCGACUGCUCGACAUCGUGGCCAGGGUGGGCUACAAGGAGCCCACGCCUAUCCAGAGGGCAGCCAUCCCCAUCGCCUUGCACGCCCGCGAUCUGAUCGGCGUGGCCGUCACCGGUUCCGGCAAAACAGCAGCCUUCCUCCUCCCCCUCCUCGUGUACAUCUCCGACCUCCCCCCCCUCACCGAGGUCAACAAGAACGACGGCCCGUACGCCCUCAUCCUCGCGCCGACCCGUGAGCUGGUGCAGCAAAUCGAGACGGAAGCCAAAAAGUUCGCCGAGCCCCUGGGUUUCCGCUGCGUCAGCAUCGUCGGCGGCCACUCCCUCGAGGAGCAGGCCUUUGCCCUGCGGAACGGUGCGGAAAUCAUCGUCGCCACGCCCGGCCGUCUGGUCGACUGUAUCGAGAGGCGGCUGCUCGUCCUCUCACAGUGCUGCUACAUCAUCAUGGACGAGGCCGACCGCAUGAUCGACCUCGGGUUCGAGGAUUCCGUCAACAAGAUCCUCGACGCCCUCCCCGUCAGCAACGAGAAGCCCGACACGGACGACGCCGAAAACGCGCAGCUCAUGAAGUCCUACCUCGGCGGCAGGGACAAGUACCGCCAGACGAUGAUGUACACGGCCACCAUGCCGCCGCUCGUCGAGCGCAUCGCCAAGAAGUACCUCCGCCGCCCUGCCACCGCAACCAUAGGCAACGCCGGCGAGGCCGUCGACACUGUCGAGCAGCGCGUCGAGUUCGUCUCCGGCGAGGACCGCCGCAAGAAGAGGCUGCAGGAGAUCCUGUCCAAGAACGACUUUGCGCCGCCCAUCAUCGUCUUCGUCAACAUCAAGAGGAACUGCGACGCCGUUGCGCGAGACAUCAAGUCCAUGGGCUGGUCCACCGUCACUCUGCACGGUUCCAAGACGCAGGAGCAGCGAGAGGCGGCGCUGGCCUCCGUGCGCUCGGGCGCGACCCAAGUCCUCGUCGCCACGGAUCUUGCCGGCCGCGGUAUCGAUGUGCCGGAUGUAUCGCUCGUUGUCAACUUUAACAUGGCUACGAGCAUCGAGAGUUACACCCAUCGUAUUGGUCGUACUGGUCGUGCGGGCAAGAGCGGUGUUGCCAUUACCUUCUUGGGCAACGAGGACAACGAUGUCCUGUAUGACUUGAGGCAGAUGCUUAGCAAGAGCUCCAUCUCCAAGGUGCCGGACGAGCUGAAGAGGCACGAGGCCGCGCAGUCGAAGCCCGUCCGCGGUGGUGCGAGAAGGGAGAGAGAUGAUGCCGCCGCCGGAGGUGGUGGAGGAGAGGGAGCAGGAGGAGGAGGCGGCGGUAGGGGCGGCGGCAGAGGCGGCUGGUGA
Metarhizium album ARSEF 1941 is the source of this 2316-nucleotide messenger RNA. RefSeq names its product pre-mRNA-splicing ATP-dependent RNA helicase PRP28. Gene Ontology annotation, biological process: mRNA splicing, via spliceosome. The coding region runs from base 1 to 2316 and encodes 771 amino acids. The record is from RefSeq and is a predicted model, not a curated record. The transcript has a single exon. Gene Ontology annotation, molecular function: ATP binding; RNA binding; RNA helicase activity. NCBI's taxonomy places the organism in Eukaryota, Fungi, Ascomycota, Sordariomycetes, Hypocreales, Clavicipitaceae. Gene Ontology annotation, cellular component: catalytic step 2 spliceosome.